Messenger RNA from Rosa rugosa (rugosa rose), 1031 nucleotides. RefSeq names its product probable peroxygenase 4. The record is from RefSeq and is a predicted model, not a curated record. The coding region runs from base 240 to 857 and encodes 205 amino acids. Lineage: Eukaryota; Viridiplantae; Streptophyta; Magnoliopsida; Rosales; Rosaceae. Gene Ontology annotation, molecular function: monooxygenase activity; calcium ion binding. The transcript has 7 exons.
CUUUGCUAUGUGCCAUCUUCCAAGCUAUGACGCGAAAUUCAGUUAUAUUUCAUGACCCAGCGAGCUAGCUUUUAUCUAUAAUAAUUUUAUACAUAUCUACAUGCCAUUAUUAUUCUUUAAAUUGAAAUCCAUUAUUGCAGCCGCUUAUAAAUACGUCAUUCAUUCCUUUCGUUCAUCUCAACACAGAAACAAACACCUUUCACCCUUCUUUGAUCGAUUCAAAACCCCUCUGUUCAGCUAUGGGUUCCUCUUCUGUAUCAGAAACCAAGAAUAUUCAAGAAGUUAGUGGGAAAUUUGUUCCGAAUGAACACGAUGCUCUGCAGAGGCAUGUAGCAUUCUUCGACAGGAAUCACGAUGGCAUUGUUUAUCCUUGGGAGACCUUUCAAGGUUUUCGUGCAAUUGGGUCUGGCCUCAUCUUGUCCUCGUUCAGUGCUAUCUUCAUCAACUUCGGUCUCAGUCGGCAGACUCGCCCGGGAAAGUCGUUUUCUCUGCUGUUUCCGAUUGAAGUUAGAAAUAUUCACAAAGCCAAACACGGCAGUGACUCAGGCGUCUACGACAGUGAAGGAAGGUUUGUUCCCUGUAAGUUUGAAGAGAUUUUCAUCAAGCAUGCACAUACUAAUCCCAAUGCUUUGACAUCCGACGAACUGAAUGGGCUGCUCAAAGCGAAUAGGGAAUCAAAUGAUCGCAGAGGAUGGUUGGCUGCCUGGACUGAAUGGAAGAUCCUGUAUUUGCUUUGCAAGGACAAGCAUGGUUUACUGCACAAAGAAACCAUUAGAGCUGUUUACGAUGGGAGCUUGUUCGAGCGUAUGGAGAAGGAAAGAUCAGCUGCAGCAGCCAAGAAGAAAGAUAUUGUCUGAAAAGAAAAAUGGCAUAACGCUCUGGUCAGCCAUUUGGUUCUGCUGAGUGGAUGAUGUAAUUAGCUGAAAGUAUAUUGGUUGUGUGUGUGUGUAGACGAACAAUGUAAGCCCGUAUAUUAUGGUUUGUAAUAUUGUUUUAUGAUGUACAUUGGUCCUUGUUCUUCGAUUGUCUUA